GUGUGGUUCAGUUCUGGGCUUACUUUGAUAAUUGUCUUUUACAGGAAAUCCAAAACGAUCGAGUACGUCUUGUCAAGAUUUUGGGGACCCUGUCUUCAAGGCUAGAAGCAAGUCUGCACUGCACCCAUGUGCCCAUGCGUGAAGAGUUAGGUUGGAGCGGGCACAGAGGGCACCGCCCCAUGCCCCAAGCCAAUGUGCUCCUAUGAGCUACAAGGCCUGCCUUCCAGUGCUGGUGGUGACCGGCCGUGUUCACAGAAAUACCCUGAAAGACAGAGCGGCGAUGAAAAGGUGAAGAAAUCAGUGUCUGGGGCACAAGAAGGAAUCUGGACGGGUUUUUAUGAGCUGAGAUACUCCCACAAUGAGGGGGCCGGGCUAGGGAUGGUUGGCCAUGGAGAAGCUGCGGGAAGCUUGUCCCCCAGGGGAUGGGGGGUUUAUUUCCAAUAAAGGAGACUUCAAACCAGAGGAGGACGAUGACAACCAAAACCCCGGUGGUGGCAUGGGAAGAACAGACUUUAAAAGUGAGCCGGAGGGCCCGAGGCAGGCCGACCGUGGGGAGCUGGCCGGGAUGCAGGUGGACUGUGCCUGCCGGCCGCCUCCCGAGAGCGAGGAUGACUGCGGUGCCCUCUUCUCCCAGUACAGCAGCACGCUCUACAGCGUGGCCAUGGAGGCCGUGGCCCAGAGCCUCCUCUCCAGCCGGCACGCCAGCUCCAGGAAGAAGUCUCCCGCUUGGAAGCAUUUCUUCAUCUCUCCUCGAGACAGUACCAAGGCGAUAUGCACAUACUGCAUGAAGGAGUUCAGCCGGGGCAAGAACGAGAAAGACCUGAGCACCAGCUGCCUCAUGAGGCACGUGAGGCGGGCCCACCCCACCAAGCUCCUGCAGGAGGACGGAAGCCUGUCGUCGGGGGCCGCCUGCCCCUCCCCCUCGGCCCUGCUCCCAGCCCCGCCCACCGACGGUGGGGACCUUGGCACCACGCUGUCGCCCAACAGACUCGUCCAGAAGAUGGCCCCUAAGAUCCCAUCCCCUGACCGAGUGACGGAGGAGUCCGUGUCUGUGGUCUCCUCUGAGGAGGCUUCCUCCGAUGUGUCCGUCGCUGAGAAGUAUGGCCGAGAUGAGGCCCUGGCCGGGGCCCUCCCCCACCUCCCCCCACUCCAUGGCGAUGAAGCUGCAGAGAACAUGGCCGAGAGGAGCUUGGCCCUUCCAAAGGGCUCGUCAGGGUCUAGGCGGCGGUCAGCCGUCUGGAAGCACUUCUACCUGUCCCCCCUGGACAGCUCCAAAGCGGUGUGCGUGCACUGCAUGAAUGAGUUCAGCCGCGGGAAGAACGGCAAGGACCUGGGCACCAGCUGCCUCAUCAGGCACAUGUGGAGGGCCCACCGCUCCAUCGCGCUGCAGGAGAACGGGGGUGGCGCCAGCAUCCCGCCCCUGUACCCCGCGCCCCCCACCCUCCUGCCCACCCUGCUGCCUCCCGAGGCGGAUCCAAGCUCAGGGGUGCCGUCGCUGGGGAAGCUGGUGAGAGGGUGCCCUUCUGCUGCCUCCUCCCCAGACAGGCUGGGCGAGGACCCCGGGGACGUGUCUGUGUUGUCCUCUGACGAGCUCGCCGAGGCCUCCCUGCUGUCCUCUCUGGAGAAGCGGCCGGCGGGCCCUGUGAGUCCCCGGCAGGGGCCGGGGGGGAUCUUCCAGCAGAACAAGAAGGUCAUGAGGAGGCUCAAGUCGGAGGUGUGGCACCACUUCUCGCUGGCCCCUAUGGACAGUCUGAAGGCCGUGUGCCGGUACUGCGGCUGCGUCAUCAGCCGGGGGAAGAAAGGGGACGUGGGCACCAGCUGUCUGAUGCGGCACCUGUACCGACGCCACCCAGAGGUGGUAGGGGGCCAGAAGGACCUCCUGGGUGCGAGCUUGGCAAACCCUCCGUAUGCCACGUUGGCUUCUGCAGAAAGAGCCUCCAAACGGAUAGACUUGCCGACAGCGGCCAGAAGAAAUCGCCCAGUCCUCUUCCCCGUAAGCAGCAAGAAGACCUCCAAGCUGUGGAACCACUUUUCGGUUUGCUCCGCAGACUCCACCAAGGUGGUGUGUCUGCACUGCGGCCGGACCAUUAGCAGGGGCAAAAAGCCCACCAACUUGGGCACCAGCUGCCUCCUGCGCCACCUACAGCGGUUCCACAGCCACGUGCUCAAGGCCGACGCCCCCGAGGCCGCGGGGCCCCGUCCCCCUGGCGUCCGCGCGCCCCUGAGCAUGGAGCUCUCGGGGCCCUCCCUCAGCAACCCUGCUGAGAAGUUUUAUGACUCUCAUCCAGUUGCCAAAAAAAUCACAAGUCUCAUAGCGGAAAUGAUUGCACUUGACCUCCAGCCAUACUCUUUCGUGGACAACGUGGGCUUUAACCGGCUGCUCGAGUACUUGGAACCCCAGUACACAUUACCCUCCCCGUCCUACUUCUCCAGGACAGCCAUCCCGGGCAUGUACGACAGUGUGAAGCGGAUCAUCAUGUCCCAUCUGAAGGAGGCCGAGAGCGGAGUGGUCCACUUCACCUCGGGAAUUUGGAUGAGUAGCCAGACCCGCGAGUACCUGACCCUGACCGCGCACUGGGUCACCUUCGCGCCCUCCGCCCGCUCACACUGUGAGGACCACCACUGCUCCGCUCUGCUGGACGUGUCACAGAUCGACUGCGACUACAGCGGCAGCGGCAUCCGCAGGCAGCUGCAGUGCUGGUGGGAAGCCUGGGUGACCUCCAUCGGCCUCCGGGUUGGCAUCACCGUCACUGAUAACCCCAGCAUCGGCAAGACGCUGAGUGAGGGCGAGCACUCCAGUGUGCAGUGCUUCAGCCAUACGGUGAACCUGAUCGUGAGCGAGGCCAUCAAGAGCCAGAGGAUGGUGCAGAACUUACUGAGCACUGCGCGGAAGCUCUGCGAGCGCGUGCACCGCUCACCCAGGGCGCGCGAGAAGCUGGCGGAGCUGCAGAAGGAAUACGAGCUGCCACCGCACCCGCUGAUCCAGGACGUGCCCUCCCGGUGGAGCACCUCCUUCCACAUGCUCGAGCGGCUCAUCGAGCAGAAGAGGGCCGUCAACGAGAUGUCGGUUGAGUGCAACUUCAGAGAGCUCAUCAGCUGCGACCAGUGGGAGGUGAUGCAGUCCGUGUGCCACGCGCUGCGGCCCUUCGACACGGCAAGCCGGGAGAUGAGCGCCCACGUGUCCACACUGAGCCAGGUCAUCCCCAUGAUCCACAUCCUCAGCAGGAAGGUGGAGAUGCUGUUUGGGGAGACCAUGGGCAUUGACACCAUGCUGAAGUCGCUGAAGGAAGCCAUGGCAAGCCGCCUGUCCGCCACCCUCCACGACCCCAGGUACGUCUUCGCCACCCUGCUGGACCCUCGCUACAAAGCCUCCCUCUUCACAGAGGAGGAAGCGGAGCAGUACAGGCAAGACUUAAUCAGGGAGCUAGAAGUACUGAAUUCUACCUCAGAGGACACGGCUACUUCCAAUGGCUGUGACUCAGGGUCCCCAUCGAAAGACUGCGGCGGGGAGGAGAGUCUGUGGUCACUGGUGGCCAAAGUGAAGAGAAGAGACGGGAGGGAGAAGCUUCCUGAAGACAUGGUGCUGGCGUACUUGGAGGAGGAGGUACUGGACCACAGCUGUGACCCACUUACCUACUGGGGCCUGAAGCGCGCCUCCUGGCCUGGGCUGUCCACCUUGGCGGUCAGGUUUCUGGGCUGUCCCCCAAGUACCGUCCCUUCGGAGAAGCUGUUCAGCACGCCCACGGAGGCUGGUGGCUGCGGCCAGCCCAGGCUCUUGACAGAGCAUUUUGAAAAACUCAUCUUCUUGAAAGUGAAUCUCCCCCUGAUAUACUUCCAGUAUUGAACUCGCCAUGGCACCUGCAGA
Messenger RNA from Dipodomys ordii (Ord's kangaroo rat), 3865 nucleotides. RefSeq names its product zinc finger, BED-type containing 4 (gene Zbed4). The transcript has a single exon. Bases 389 to 3844 code for a protein of 1151 amino acids. Gene Ontology annotation, molecular function: DNA binding; protein dimerization activity. NCBI's taxonomy places the organism in Eukaryota, Metazoa, Chordata, Mammalia, Rodentia, Heteromyidae. The record is from RefSeq and is a predicted model, not a curated record.